Molecule: messenger RNA, 207 nt
Organism: Stylonychia lemnae
Lineage: Eukaryota; Ciliophora; Spirotrichea; Sporadotrichida; Oxytrichidae
Source: the annotation of a GenBank genome assembly
AUGUUCUUUUUGACUUUAGGAUAUAAUCUAAAGUUCUGGAGUGAGUUCUCUAUAGUAAUGAAUGGUACUGAGAAGGAUGAAUAAGAUGAAGAUUACUUUUAUAGCUGGCAGAUUAGAAAUGAGUUUUCAGGUCAGUUGAAAAUAAUAGAAAGCAAAAUCAACAAUUAAAUUGGUCAUUAGUAAAGUAAAAGUACUAGUUCAAAUUGA